AUCAAACACAGUGAAUGAGACGCGCAGCCUGUCCCAGGUACCCGACAAUGUGUUGCGUCUCCGACAAAUGAAAAACGCGCUCCGCGGUGAUUCCUCGACAAAAAAGAGAAAUAUUUGCGCUCGAUACUUCGUAACAAUCUGGAAUAAUACAGUUGUGAGUGAUUAAAGCGAGGAAGAAUCGACCUCCUUGUUGCCAACGUGAAAAGGGGAAUUUUGACGGACAUGAAGACCAAAAAGGGUGUUUUGGCGAUGUCAGGAAGCGAGACGGAGGAUGAGGACAGUUUGGAUGUGCCUCUUGACCUCUCUUCGAAUGGAGGAGUGUCAGGGAAGAGGAAGAGGAGAGGAAACUUGCCCAAAGAGUCGGUACAAAUACUCCGGGACUGGCUCUACCAACACAGAUACAAUGCCUAUCCAUCAGAGCAGGAAAAAGCCCUGCUGUCCAAGCAGACCCAUCUAUCCACACUACAGGUUUGCAACUGGUUUAUAAAUGCGCGGCGACGACUCCUUCCUGAGAUGCUCCGGAAAGAUGGCAAGGACCCCAACCAGUUCACCAUCUCGCGGCGGGGCAGCAAGGGUGGCGAAAUGCUCAGUGACAACUCCCAGUCCCCGAAACACGGUCUGCUCGCCAACGGAGAAGACCGCAACAGCUACGAGCCUGGCUCACCUCACCCGACCAGCAACACACCCACUUCCAACGGUUACCCCAAAAAGGCCCUGUCCCCUAAAACACCUCCCUCGCCCGGACCUGUCUUACCCAGACCCUCCGUCAUCUGCCACACCACUAUCACCACAGCCACGCAAGGCAUCAACACAACAACGCGCCUCGGCGUCGAGGGAGCCACAGAGCUGCCACUCACAGAUGCGGCCAGCCUAUUCGGGUGUCGAGGGGAGGGUAACGUCAGCCCUCAGAGCGGCCUGUUCAACACCCCUCCGCCCACCCCACCCGACCUCACCCAGGACUUCAGCGGUUUCCAGCUGCUGGUUGACGUAGCGCUGAAGAGGGCUGCCGAAAUGGAGCUGCAGGCCAAAAAGCUCCUCGCCUGAAGAAAAAAAAAACGGAUGGAGGAAUUAAAGAGCUUCAUCGAUGUUUGUUUUUCGCCCCCCCCCCCAAAUGUGAACUCCACUGGGAGUUCAUAAAAAACUUGACUGAGCAACAAAGCAAACUAGCAUGGCCUGAUCAUUUCUAUUUUUGGUAAAUCAAAUUGAUGAGGAUUCCUUUAUGUAAAGCAUUUCAAGGUGCCUUGGCAGUUCUUUUUUUUGUAUUCCAUUUAUAUGUAAAUAAAUAUGUAUCUUCAUUUUGUACACAGGGGACCAAAAUCAAACACAGUAAUACGACUUCCUUCUUUACGAGAAGACGAGCUUUUCUCCCAUUCCUCAUGAGUCUUUCUUUCUCGUUUUCAGAGAUUCGGCUCUAUGAUUGUCAAUUUAUGCCUCGUUUUUAGAGAACACGUCUGAUAUUCUGCCUCGUUUUCUUUUGCACAAUAUGGCAGGUCAUCUCAGUAUCUUAUCAACUCUAGCUUUCUCUCCAACAGACUCUAAUCACUACUGCACCAGGUCAUUCUGUGUCUCAUAGAUGUUCAGUUCUUUUGUAUUUUCUUUGUUGUUGUAAAGUUUCAGAUGCUGUUAGUACGUUUGUUUUCUUCAUUACUCUCGAGGGAUAUUCAGAUGUAGCAGAACUAUAGUCUGAGAUUUCCUCUGAAUACUCAGUGUAGAAACGGCCAGUGAAUGUGCCCACAUACUUCCCUCCCCACCCCUACACACACAUACAUACACGCAAACAAAUACACACCUUGGACAAGUGAGCUGGAAGAAUAAAACACUACAUGAAUCGUAUUAAGUUUUUUUGUUUUGUUUCUUUUUUUGCUGUUUAUUACGUUGAGACCACUUUCAGAGGAUAAAAUGAAAAGAAUGGUUUUAUGUCACCAAAUAUGUUGAUUUCAAGGUUUUGGGACCUUAGACCAGUGCAUUUACAGUAGCCAAUGUGACAUGAUGCCCAAUGAUGUGACUUCUCCUCCUUACUGUGCAAUGUAUGUGGCAAAUAGGGGUCACACGGUGUUUAAAUAAAGUUUUGUUUUCUACAAAA
Molecule: messenger RNA, 2083 nt
Organism: Danio rerio (zebrafish)
Lineage: Eukaryota; Metazoa; Chordata; Actinopteri; Cypriniformes; Danionidae
Gene: tgif1
Product: TGFB-induced factor homeobox 1
Biological process (GO): regulation of DNA-templated transcription
Cellular component (GO): nucleus
Molecular function (GO): DNA binding
Source: RefSeq, marked validated